This is a messenger RNA of Mangifera indica (mango), 1815 nucleotides long. RefSeq lists its product as uncharacterized. Gene Ontology annotation, molecular function: protein binding. The record is from RefSeq and is a predicted model, not a curated record. Gene Ontology annotation, biological process: cell surface receptor signaling pathway. Lineage: Eukaryota; Viridiplantae; Streptophyta; Magnoliopsida; Sapindales; Anacardiaceae. The transcript has a single exon. The coding region runs from base 1 to 1815 and encodes 604 amino acids.
AUGGCUAUGGCUACUGAAGAAGAAAAAUCGCUGAAAGAUGAACUUUUCCAUACAAUUGUACUUGCCGAUCGUGUCAUCAAGUGGGCACAAGAAGCUGAAUCUUUCAAAUCGGAGUGUGCUGACCUUGCAAAACAAGUUCAACGUCUCUCUCAAAUGCUCCGCUCUUGUGUCCGCCUCUCCACUCCGACCACUUCCAAUCAAUCAAUCUACGAACGCCCUAUCCGACGCGUGGCUGCUGACGUCUCCAAGAACCUUGACCGUGCGUUAACCCUUGUUCGUAAGUGUAAACACAGCGGCCUCCUCCGCCACGUCUUCUCCAUCUCCACUACCGCUGACUUCAGAAAAGUCUUCAGCCUUCUAGAAUCUUCCAUUGGCGACAUGCGUUGGCUUCUCACAAUCCUUGACUCCGACGAAACCAACCUCUCCCUCCCUCCUAUUGCCAGUAACGAUCCAAUACUCGCCUGGGUCUGGGCUUUUAUAUCCGUCAUUCACGUGGGCGAGAUUAAGGCCCGAAUCGAUGCCGCUAACGAACUCGCCUCUCUCGCACGUGACAAUAAUCGUAACAAAAAGAUGAUAGUUGAAGAAGGUGGAAUUUUGCCGUUACUAAAGCUUCUCAAAGAAGGCACGUCUGCUGAGGCGCAAAUCGCGGCGGCUCAUGCGCUGAUCAAUCUCGCUACCGACGAGGAGACGGUGAGGAUAAUUGUUAGUGUUUUUGGGGUUCCUAUAAUUGUAGGAGUUUUAGGAGAAUGUUCAAUGAAGGUUUUGAUUGUGGUUGCGACUUUGGUGGCGAGAAUUGCUGAGCUUGAUUCAGUUGCACAAGAGGAAUUUGUUAGAGAGAAUGUUACAAGGCCUUUAAUUUCAUUAUUAAGUAUGGAUAUGGUGUUGGAUAUACCUAAGCAUCAACCUCCUAAAACUAGUAUUCACUCAAUUGUUCAAAUGAAUAAGCAAAUGAUUGGCAAUUCAGCACAUAAAUAUAAUCAUCGAUCUGGGUCAAAUUCAGAUGGGAGUAGCCACAGCGGGCAACAUAAGAAGGAGAGAGAAGGUGAGACCCCGGAAGCAAAGAUUAAGGUUCAAAUUGCUUGUUCUGAGGCUUUGUGGAAACUAUCUAAAGGAAGUUUAGCUUGUGGUAGGAAAAUUACUGAGACAAAAGGAUUACUUUGUUUGGCUAAGAUUAUUGAGAGGGAAAAAGGGGAUUUGCAGUUUAAUUGUUUGAUGACGGUUAUGGAGAUUACUGCAGUGGCGGAGUCUAAUUCUGAGCUUAGACAUGGGGCUUUCAAGACCAAUUCUCCUGCUGCAAAGGCUGUUUUAGAUCAACUUUUGAGAGUUAUCCAGGAAGAAAGCGAUGCAAUGCUGCGAGUUCCUGCCAUUAGGUCAGUUGGGUCCUUGGCGAAAACUUUUCCAGCAAAGGAAAGGCGAAUUGUUAGUCCUUUGGUUGCAUUGCUUGGUAAUAAGGAUGUAGAUGUGGCAACAGAAGCAGCUAUUGCUUUGGAAAAAUUUGUGUCUCCUACUAAUUUUAAUCGCGUGGAGCAUUCUAAAUCAAUUAUUGAGUGUGAUGGGGUUCCGCCUUUGAUGAGGUUGUUGAAGGUUAAUGAUCGAGCACAAUUGAAGGGGCUUGUAUUGUUAUGUCACCUGGCACUGAAUUCUGGUGAUAGUAAGGCUCUUGAACAAGCAAGAGCAUUGAAAGCUAUUGAGGGGGCAGCUCGUUCUGUGAUACCACAAUAUCCCGAGUUAAAGGAUUUGUUUGCUGAAGCUGUGUGCCGCCUUACUCUUUAUCAGGCUGGUGCCCAUCCAAAUAUUCAGUCUUUUGCACCGUAA